This is a messenger RNA of Seriola dumerili (greater amberjack), 633 nucleotides long. Its product is annotated as testis-expressed protein 49-like. Bases 83 to 523 code for a protein of 146 amino acids. The transcript has 4 exons. The record is from RefSeq and is a predicted model, not a curated record. NCBI's taxonomy places the organism in Eukaryota, Metazoa, Chordata, Actinopteri, Carangiformes, Carangidae.
GUGAUUUAUUUAACUGUCUGUCUCUCUGCGCGUCUCGGUUUCCAACAGGCUCGUUUGGUGGGUAGACUCUCACUGUGCCACUAUGGCCUUCUUCGGUUUAACACACCUGGGUUAUCAAAACCCAAUAGGCGAUAAAAAGAUAGUGAAUCCUACAAGAGCGUCUCAGUCUCAGGAUGCUAGGAUCAACAGCAAAGAAGGACCACCUCCAUCGCUUCAAGAACAACAGGGACCCCUCACAUGUGCAGACAAAUGCAGUGUUUACCAUCAGCCUCUUCCGUACAGCACUGACAUACACCAUGGGAGCCAUGAGCGAUACAAAGAGAUGGUCAAACGGGUUCACACACCCAGAUCUCCCAACCAGCUGUACAUAAUGCCUCUGACGGACAGUCAGCAGUACGGAUGGAUGAUGUCCAAGAGUCCUGCACAAUGGACGCAAGUCAAACGGUUUCCCCGAAAGAACAGUGAGAUGACCAAAUUUGUCAAAGAAAUGUCAGUGACAGACCGGGAGUUCAGUCUUUUCUGAUAGCCCUCCUCGUUUUUCUUCUUCUUCUUCACAUUCACUCACACACAGAUGUAACAGAAGCAGCAUCAGUUUUAAUGAGAAUUUCUGAAAUUAAACUGAUAGCAGAUCUA